Molecule: messenger RNA, 6883 nt
Organism: Coregonus sp. 'balchen'
Lineage: Eukaryota; Metazoa; Chordata; Actinopteri; Salmoniformes; Salmonidae
Source: the annotation of a GenBank genome assembly
GGAUAGAGAGAGGGGAGGAGAGAGAGAGUGAGUGAAGUGGUGGUCUCCCAGGGAGAGAGACACGGUCAGUACCAAGGUCCCUGAGGGAUAGGAAGGUAGAUAUACCUCAGUGUCUGCUAUAAAAACUACCAGCGCAUGGACCUGCCUAGACAAAGCAACAAUAACAGCGCCGAUAUAGAUCUCCUAUAGAGCUAAAGAGUAGAUCACCAGUGAAAGACAAUAGUUAGGGACAGAACAGAACAGUAGCAGAUCAACAGCAGACCUACACAGGGUCAGGAGGGUGUUGAAGUCUAUUUAGAUGCUGACGAGGACCCAGACAAGCUGAACAGAGACAGACGUGCCCAUUUGAGAAAACUCUACAAUGACAGUAAGUUAAACUUUCUUUAAAAUUCACCUAUUGUUGUCCUUAUGCAAAUUGUAUGGAAAGUGACCUGUGUGUCAUGUGUUUUAAUUUCCACCAUAUCAACUGCAGAAAAAUUCCAUCGCAAAAUAGUCAUAAAGACAUGAAGACAACUAUGUGAUUUUUUUAUACAGCCAAUGUCAAAUGUCUUCCUCACCCCACCAUAUCGACAGGAGGCUGAUAUGACAUUGCAAUAUAGUCAUAUAAACAUAUAACCAGUGUUUUUACCAGUAGAUCCAUGAUUUCUUGUUUUAAAUUUUGAAAUGUUUAAUUGUGUUCUUGUUUGACAUUUUUACUGCAUUGUUAGUAACACACGCAUUUCGCUGCACCCGCUAUAACAUCUGCGGAACUGUGUACGCGACCAAUAAACUUUGAUUCGCUUUUGAUUUGAUGUAGUUAUUCUGCUGUCAGAUGUUGCAUUGUUCUUAGUCUGUUUUUGGGGUCACAUUCUAUGGACAAUGGCAUUAUGUUUAUGGGUCUGUAAAUACAGUACAUUGACCUGCUACAUCAACUGACACGAUCCAACUAGGUGGAAGAUCUGUCGAAAAAUUGCUCCAGGGUCGUCGUCAAUAAUGGCUGAUGCCUGGCCAUGACCCCACUCUGCAAUAUAUACAUGUGUCUUCAUAUGGGGGCAUUCAGUUGGGGCUGUAAGUGGUUGCCACGGGCACGGGUCCAGAAAGAAGCACAUUGUAGAGAGGCUUUUCAGCUUCCAGUGUUUAUAUCUUUACUGGUUUUACUUGUCUUUAAAUCUGUUAAUAGCGUUAGUCUUCCGACAGCUCAUAAUACUGUCAUAGAGGCCAGUAUUUCAAUUACAGCCAGCUCUUAUCGACAGGGGGAUUCGUUGACAUAUAAGGGAUUAAUUCAUAAUCACCUCAGGUUACAAGGACACAGUGAAUGUCAGGUGGGUGAGACUGGGGCAAAUGUCUUCCACCUGCUGCAGCAACAAGUUACGCAAUUGGUGUUAAUUGGGAGAAGUCAUUGGACAUUGUGAUCAGUGCUAGCCAGGGGUCAAUUUCAUUUAAAUUAAGAGUGAAUUCAAUCAAUCAAUUGAAAAGUCCUCAUAGAAGAUAAUUUGGUCAACGUUCAAUUCAUUCUCUGAAUUGAUGUGGAAAUUAUCCCAUUCCUGAUUGUGAUCCAAAGGAGUUAAUAUUUUCAGUGCUUUCAGAUUAAAUUGGGUUGAGGGAAAUAAUGACCUUUGACCCAAUGUAGCCUAUGUUAGAAAUCUGUCUUUUAUAUUUUCUCCAGUGUGCCCAGCAGCAGCAGCCGAUUCAGACUGGUUGGACCCUGCUGGCGUAUUCUUGGCUUCAUAUCAAAUGUUUGGCGUUGUUUAGUGACAAGACACAGACAGUUCAGAUAGUCCACUAAAAUAAAACUCCACUUACUCAAAGCCAACUCACGGAUAGAUUAACUGAGCAUUUGAUCAGAUGGAAGAUUUUGCAGCUGCUGUAUAAACGGGGGAACACAAAGUUAAAACAUGUAACUGCUGUUUUUUACACUUGUUCCUAAGACAUUUAUUUUUUUACUCUGUAAUGUACAGGUGCAAACUUCUAACCUUUGCGAAUGCUUAGUAAAUCAAGACUUUUGUCAGUUACUUCCCAAAGUAUGUUACUCCCAACUCAAGCUAAUAAAGCUGUUAGAGCUUUGUGCCAGUAAACGAACGGUUUCUAGUUUGAAUCCCCGAUCUGACUAGGUGGAAAAUCUGUCGAUCUGCCCUUGAGCAAGGCACUUAACCCGUAAUUGUUCCAGGGUCGCUGUCAAUAAUGGUUGAUGCCUGGCAGUGACCCCACUCUCUGAGGGUGUCUCAGGGGGAGUGAGAUAUGCAAAAAACACAUUUCCAUUUCACACCAUACACUUGUAAGCACCCCCUAUUUGAUUUGACAUGUUGAUGCUCUAUUAUGCAACAAAUAUAUGUGGUAUAUAAGGUCGAACUUAUAAAUAUACCAUGGUGCUAUUAUAGCUUAAUCCAUUGUGUUACGCAAACAGUCUUUACAUCCCUCACUCAUUUGCUGGGGUGUUACUAUAGGCGGGGGGGUCCUAUUUUAAUGAGGUCAGCAGAUGUAUAUAGGGGCUCAUACUGAUGAUAUAAUAGACACAGGGAACCGAGGGGACAGUGGGAAUGUACAUACAGCAUAUUCUGGUUGCUCCAAUGUGACACUCAUCCGAUCUCCCAUCUCAUCAUUUUCUCACAUUUUAUGGUAAUCCCUGAGGUCGCUGGACAUCCUGUAGCAGUACAUCUUAUGGUGACACUGAGCCCUAUCCACCCAAGCAUACAUACAAGUUGAUCAAUCAGUCAAUCAUUCAAUUGACCAAUCAAAAUGUAUUUAUAUUGCAUUUGUCAUAAAGUGCUUAGUAUUUAUUCCCACUGCUCGUUGACCAUUUUCAGUGUUGGUUGGUUAUGCACCGUGCAGCACUGUAGCCUACAAGCCUAGUCAAUUCCUGCUAGUGUAACAAGACAUGGGCAAUGAAACAUCAACUCCUUAUAAAAAUAUUCUCCCUAUUUGACCAUGUUUCCUUGUUCUCUCUGUCAGGCUGCAGCUCAGGAACUGGACGAGCUAUGUUUCCUCUCAGCCCAGUCCAUGUCCACCCUGGAGACCUCUGACCACUUCCAGAUGGUCAAGCUGCUGGGAGAGGGAUCCUACGGCAAGGUCAUGCUGGCCGUCCACAAGAAGAGAGGUAAGUAAAGCACCAGAGGUCACUGUAGUGGUCCCUAACCCUGGUCAUGGAGAGUUAUGGGGUGGGCAGGCGUUAUAAAUUAUGCCAUCCUGUAUUAUACUUAUGCUAAAACAUUUAUUAUAUUCUACUGAGCCAUUUACUUUAUGGUCAUAUUCUUAUCUUUUAUUAUUUCUCAUUGUUGUUGCAUUGUCGAGAAUGAACCUGCCAGUAAGCAUUUUGUUGAACGUGUAUAUCAUGUGUAUCUUGUACAUCCGACUAAAAAAACUUGAAACUUGUUCUAGUGAAAUAUGGGUCUGAAGGGGCUAGGGUUACAGUUCAGAGGAUAAAACUACACGUGAACAGUGGGUGGUUUAUUUGUCCAACGUGAGGGUAGAGGUGUCUUUAUAUAGUGUCAACUUAACCUUUAGCAUGAGUGUUGCUGUUAUGAAGUGCUUUACUACAUUCUUGGGGAUACGGCUGCUGUAGGGUGUCCUCAGGGGAGAACGACUGCCCCUUCUCAUUGAAGCCAAGCAGGGUUGGAUAGGUUACUUUCUAAAUGUAAUACGUAACAGUUACUAAUUACCUGUCCAAAAUUGUAAUCAGUAACUUUUGGAUUACCCAAACUCAGUUAUCUGAUUACUUUCCCCUUUAGAGGCGUUAAAAGAAGACAAAAACUAUCCUUCAAACAUAUUUGGAGUGUCAUCAUAGAGGUCUCUGACUUGUGGUCAGACUCGCUCAGGUGGAACAAACUUAAACUUAAGCCUUUUUUCAAUGCUGAAUUGAAUGUCAUUGACAAAACAGAAAGCUGUCAUUAAGUAUUUUUUCGCAAGCAUCCUUUCUGAAUUUAAAAGUAAUCCAAGAAGUAAUCAUGUAGUUUUUCAAAAGUAUCUAUAAUCUGAUUAGAAUAUUUAUUAGUUACAGUUUUUUGUAAUCAGAUUACAUGUAAUCAGUUACUCUCCAACCCUGAAACCACAGAAGUUCAAGGCCGACCGCAGUACUGCAGGCAUUGUUAGCAAAAAAUGGGAUCCCCCAUUAUAGUGAAUGGAAAAAUUUAAAUCUUUGUGGUGAAUCUUUGUGUAAAUAAAACAACUUUCGAAGACAAUCGUGGUACCAAAUAUUGCUUCUAAUAUGUCCUUGAACAGAUUAUUUUUUAAUCGCACACAGAAGACGCUAUAGGGUUAUAUAAUUUAGUUACUAACGGCAGCCUGCAGUACCCCGGUUGGCCUUCAACUUGAGUUACUACAUGAGAGGAGGCAGCACUGAGCUAGCCUGCAACGUCACUUCCUGAAGUAGCUCAAACUGCGCAUGAGAUGCCAUCUUAUCCGACUUCAUUUGGCUUCAAUGCGCUAUUGAGUCUUCACAUAGGAAUGAAUGCUGUCACGUGAUCGAUGGCUUUGUCCAUUCAUAAACAGACAUUGGCUGUCCUCUAUCUAAACCCCAGGGAAUAGGGAGGUAAUUUAGAUAUCCCCGGUGCUAUAUGGAAUCUGCCAGGAUGUUUUCAUGUGUGUUUCACAGUGUUGACAACAUUAUUUACUCUAUAAUUUAUCUAUUUAUGUUUUGGUGUAGUAUUUGGUUAGAUUUGAAUGUAUUUAUCUUCCUUUCCAUCAGGCACUCCCAUGGCUCUGAAGUUCUUCCCCCGUCAGUCCACAUCCCUCUUCGCUUUCCUGCGUGAAUACAACCUCUCCCUCUCUUAUUGCACUCAUCCCUCUCUCACCCGGGCCCUGGGCAUCUUCUUCUCCACCCCCUGCUACUACGUCUUCGCCCAGCAGGCUGGUCUCUAUGGAGACCUCUACAGUGUCAUCGUGUCAGAGGUCAGUUAGAAUCAUAAAUCUGUUAACAGACUCUGAGUCAGUCAUACAUGAGAGGGUUUUCAUUUAAAUGUCAAAGCACUAAAAAUAAGUGCACAACACAGACCCAGUAUUGCAAUUCCUCCAAGGUCUGCCACCACCUCUACUGCCCCAUAUUGCCCUGGUCCCAGUUGCCCUCUUCCCUCUGUCAGUGAGUACAUGAUAAAGACUUCAAUGGAAUCCCUCCUGUGGCUUCCACCUCGUCCCCUCUAGUGUCUCUUUGAUUGUGUCGGUCGCUGCCAGUAACCUACAGUUUAUACUCUAUUUCUCUAAGUGGAUAAUAAGCUUGCAUCAUCUUCAAGACCCUGGUGCUUGCCUACGGAGUAGCAAGGGGAACUGCCUCUCCUUACCUUCAGGCUAUGUUCAAACCCUACAUCCCAACCCGACCACUACGUUUUCUGCCACCUCUGGUCUCUUGGCCUCCCACCCCUACAGGAGGGCAGCUCCCACUCAGCCCAGGCCAAGCUCUUCUCUGUCCUGGAAGCCCAAUGGUGGAACAAGCUUCCCCCUAAAGUCAGGACAGUGGAGUGCCUGCCUAUCUUUUGAAAACAUCUGAAACCCUACCUCUUUGAAGAGUAUCUUAAAUAACUCUCACAGUGCUCUUUUUGUGUGACCUAUCUAGUAAACUAAACCUAGCAGCGGCCUAUGUUAAAUCAUGACCCAAAAGGAAUCCAGGCCAUACCAUUUAUGAAACAAUGAUAUACAGUAUAAUGUCGUUUCUCUUUUUCCCUCUAUCUCUCUCUCUCUGUCUCCAGGUGGGUGUAGAUGAAGAGUGUGUCCAGAGGGUGAUGUCUCAGCUGAGUGGUGCUGUCUCACACCUCCACUCCCUGGGCUUCGUCCACCGUGACAUCAAACCAGAGAACAUCUUCCUGUGUGACCGCACCUGUCGCUGGGUCAAACUGGGUGACUUCGGCCUGGCCCGCCCCACCGGCUGCACUGUCCGAGCUGUCUGGUACGACUCGCCCUUCUGCACGCCCGAGGUGGAGCAGGCCAAGGAGUCAGAGAAAGUGAGGGAGCAGAGAGAGGAGGAUGGAGAGGAAGAGGAGAACAUUUGGAUCACAGUGGAGACCACUAUAGACAGCUGGGCCCUGGGGGUGCUGGUCUACUGCCUGCUGACGGGAUGCUUUCCCUGGGAAGAGACCACCCACGACGACCCCGCCUACCGGAGGUACAAGGAGUGGUACGACCGCGAGACGGAGAGGGAGGAAAGGAGCGAGGGACUGAGAGGGGAGGAGGAAGUAAUUUGGUGCGAAGGUGAAAGGGAAAAGGACAAUACCCUGAGCCUGGAGGAGAAUCAGAAGUCGAACCCUGUGCCCCCACAUUUUCAAUGCUUCAGCCCACUGCUGAUGUCUCUUUUCAGGGAGCUGCUUAACCCGCAGGCCAGGCUUCGAGGAGGCCCUGAUGAGAUCCUCAGCUACCUGGGGGGGCCCUGGUUGAUGGAGACAGAGAGAGAGGAGAAGAGGAAAGCAAAGGAGGUAGAGAAGAAGGCCAGGAAAAUAAGAGAGGCAGGAGCAGUGGAGGAAGUGCGGGAGAGGGAAGGAAGAGGGGAGAGAUAAAGUGUUUCAUACUAGACAGGUUCGAGAAUUUUUAAGAUGUACUGUACAUUUUCAAAGAGAAUAUUUGCUUCAUAGAGUUUGAUAUUAUGAAUAUAUUGCUGAACAUUUCUUACUCUGUAUUGAUAGAAUUGAGACUACUGUAUUUUGAUAUUGCUGUAUGUUUUUCCUUGUAAUAGUAAUUCUAAGGUGUAAUGCAACUUAAUAUUAUGUGUGUGUGAGCGUGCAUGUGCCGUGCCUGCCUGUGUAUGUGCGUGCUUGAGCAUGAUCGUGAGCGUGCAUGUGCGUCCAUGUGUGCUUAGGGGUAGCUAGCCUCUUAAGAGAAUAAAUGAACUAGUGCUCCUUCAACACACAGGCUGUAUUAUAAUGAUCACUCUAUGACACUUUAUGUUGUAAAAACAUCUGAAUAAACCAGUUUGUAUUUAUAUACA